Molecule: messenger RNA, 3047 nt
Organism: Biomphalaria glabrata
Lineage: Eukaryota; Metazoa; Mollusca; Gastropoda; Planorbidae
Exons: 8
Coding region: 1-2031 (676 amino acids)
Biological process (GO): cell surface receptor signaling pathway; G protein-coupled receptor signaling pathway
Cellular component (GO): membrane
Molecular function (GO): G protein-coupled receptor activity
Source: RefSeq, a predicted model, not a curated record
AUGAGAGUCACAACCCUAAAGGAGCCUAAACUCAGCAUGAAGCUCAUCAGUUCAAGAAAAACAAGGUUACAAAGACAAUACGGUUCAAGUGGUGAAUGUGAUAGGGAUGACCCCAGAAAACUAAAGGAUCCACAAAUCGUUCAAGCCUGUCACGAGUUGGCAGGUGACAAAUAUCAGAUAUACACUUACUACGGUGGCAAAUAUUACAAAAAUAUUUUCUGCUACAUUUGUGGAACGAUGUCGUAUCCUUUUAUAGUACCACCAGAGAACUGUGAAGGUGAUUUUAUAGAUGAUGACUUGGGUCUCUAUCGUAUGCUGGUCAAUCUUCAAGAUUCGCUACAAGAAAGAGAAAGUAACAAUGACCUCAACGUUUGCAAUAACACGAUGUGGCAAGCACCAAACGGAGAUUGUCUUCAGCUGCGAUGUUCUCCUGGCAAGACUUUAAAGAACGGAACUUGUGUGACAAUAUUUUCAGAAAUACGUGGCCUCGUGUACAGAGUGAGAGCUCUACUUUUUCCCCAAAUGUCAAACAGUGACAUCAACGAUUUGACGGCGGAAGAUAUCAUUGAUAUAGCAAUAAAACAGACGAAACACAAUCUGCGUGACAUAGCUGACAUGUACACUUACCUAUUUGGCGUUUCUCCAGUGGUAAACCUAAGUGUCUCAGAUCACCAAGUCCCUGUCCUCUGGGCAGACAUUGACAUUUUAGCCUCAAUGCAUUACACAAGAGAUGAGUUUGAGCAGAUUGCUUUAGACAUUAUCUUUAAGAACAGUCUAGAUACAGGAGGAAACAAGUUCGACUUUUACAACAUAAUACAUGAAGAUCUAUUUCUUCACUGUAGCUCCGAUGAAACUUUGAAGUUUCCAACAUUUGUUUUUCUUUCAAAAGACAUCCCACCGAAUUCUUGGAGUAUUGGAAUUGAAAACGUUAUUACCUUGUCAUGGACUCUGACAUGUCCUUAUAUCACGUUUCAACACUCUAACUUUACCAUUGAGUGGAACGAAUUAAAUGAUGUGGGGCGUAUCAAUGUGACAGUGGAUGUUAGUGGGACAAAGCUGAGCAUUUUUAACAUGUCUGAUAUCAACAGCAUGGAAGUCACUGGAAAUAAUGAAUUACAUGUCUGCACUGAAGUCUUAGAGAAAUACGUAGAUAGAUUAAGACGUUUUAAAAUGACAAGACCAAUAGUAAUAGCAAUGAAUGUUUUAACUUACGUCUGUUUGUGUGCAUCAGAGUUGUGUCUCUUGUUCACUUUAGUUACGUACCUUGGAUUUCCUGAACUUCGAACUGUGCCAGGUAUUAACAACAUGUUCCUCAGUCUCAGUCUUCUACUUGCCCAGUUGGCCUUGCUACUUGGAGACAACAUACCUGUGCCCAGUACACUCUGUACAAGUGUAGGUCUAAUCACACAUUUCUUGUGGCUAUGGCACUUCUCUUGGAGCUUCUUGUCCAGCCUCCACAUGUUUCAAGUGUUUACAGCCAAGAUACCUGUUCCAUCCCUUAAAGGUAGAAACACGUUAACUGGUGUUGUUAAAUUAACGACACUGUCAGUUCUUGUUCCAAUAGCAGUCGUGGUGGCAGUCAUCAUUUCAUCCUAUAUGACAUCCCACACUAUUGGCUAUGGUCGUCAGGCGUGUUACCUUAACACUGCGUAUCUUGUAGGUCUGUCAGUGGUGGCUCCAAUCUGUUUAGUUUCUGUGUGCAGUUUGACAUUCUUGGGGUUAACAGUUGCAAGCAUUCAUAAAGUGAAUCAGUUUUUGAGUGUACAGUCUUUGGGAAUGGACCAAUACAAAAACUGUUUACUCUAUGUGAAACUUUCUUCUGUAACUGGAGUCUACUGGGUAGUGACCAUUGUGGCAGAGCUAAUUAACAGCGAUGUUCUGUGGAUUAUUUCAAUUUUGUUGAAUGGUCUUCAAGGUGUUGCUAUAUUCGUCUCAUACAUGUGUAAUAAAAGAGUUUAUCGACUGUAUCUCUCCAAGUUUUUGUCUCAACAAACUUCAUCACUGCAAAAAACUACAAUGACCAGUGAAUGAAACUCAACAGCUACAGAGAGAUUAGAAAAUAAAAUGUUAUUAUAUUUCAUAAUAAUAAUAAUAAUAAUAAUAAUGAUAGUAAUAAUAAUAGAGAAAAUAGUUAUGAGAAGCAAGUAACUGAAUGUGACCUAAUACAUAUGUUGAUGACAACUUUUGGCUAACAUUCUAUUUUAGAGUUGGAAGGCGGUUUUUCUAGAAAUGAGAAAGCUGAUGUAUAUGUUUCGAAAAAGUAUGACUAGCUAUUUGGCAACACUGAAUAAACUAAAGUUGAUCGUUAUUAUUAUAUAAAUUAUAAGUAUGGAAAAAAAAUUAAUUAGACUAGAGGACUAGACAAUUUUUUUUCUUGAACAGACAACGUCUUCAAGAAUUUCUUCAUGUAGAUCCUAUUCAAUAAAGAGAAAUCGUCAGACAUUCAGAAACAUUUUGCGCACCGUCUUUUAAGUAUAGAUCUAUGGGACUAUCAUUCGAAUUUUAUAUACUAUUAAUAGAAUUUCAUAUAACAGGAUUUUGUUCAUGGAGUGGGGGGGGGGAUAGAAAAUUUUAGCUUUUUUAUAGAAAAUCUAUCAGUUAUUAGCUAUUAAGAGUAUAAUAUUCGCUUUCAAGAAACGGUCAUCAGCUUUAUAAAGGAGGAAUUGUGUGGUUUUGACAUGUGUUUUUUUUUGUCUAUAAUUUAUGUAGCCGGCUAAGUUUUUUAUUUUUUAUUUUUUUAUUAUGUCAUGAUUUCUGCAAAGAAAUUCUUGUCUUGAAAUGUCAAAUGUUGCUUUAGCAAAUAAAGCUUAAACUUGAAGGUCAAUUGUUUUAUAUAUCGUUUUAUAUGUGUAGAAUGUGUGUUGUAUAUGUGUUGUAUACUUUGUUGGAUGGUUGGUAAUCUAGUUGAGUUGAGUGAUGAAGGCUUUGAACAAUCUGUUUUCUUGAGAUGUAUUCUGCGAGUUCUUAUAUACAAUUCACCAACAGAACAAGUAAGUCUAGUAUAGAAUAAGCUAACACGGCGUUUUUAAAUACAACAUUUUAUUAUU